Molecule: messenger RNA, 594 nt
Organism: Ordospora colligata OC4
Lineage: Eukaryota; Fungi; Microsporidia; Ordosporidae
Product: Rab5-like GTPase
Exons: 1
Coding region: 1-594 (197 amino acids)
Molecular function (GO): GTP binding; GTPase activity
Source: RefSeq, a predicted model, not a curated record
AUGACGAGUCUUCGAAAGGACCUGAAUGCACAUACAUUCAAGAUGGUUGUUCUUGGAUAUUACUCUGUUGGCAAAAGCAGUCUAGUGCUGAAGUACGUGAAGGAUGAAUUCAAUGCAAAUGAGGAGAGCACAAUAGGUGCGUCUUUCCUGACAAAAACGAUGUUCACAUCCGAGGGGAGUGUUAAGUUUGAGAUCUGGGACACGGCAGGACAAGAAAGAUACAAUAGCUUGAUUCCGAUGUAUUAUCGUGGUGCACAGGUAGCCUUGAUAGUGUAUGAUGUUACGUCGAUUGAAAGCUUUGAGACUGCAAAGAAGUGGGUUGACGAGCUUGGCUUUGAGAAGCCAAAGGAAUUCAUUAAGGUUUUGAUUGGCAACAAAUCUGAUCUUGAGGAUGACAGAAAAGUGCAGUAUCAGGAAGCAAAGGAGUAUGCAGAUAGUCAGUCGCUAAUGCUCUUUGAAACAAGUGCAAAGACAGGCAAGAAUGUGGCAGAGAUAUUCAGCAUGAUUGCAGAAAAGGUUCCAAAAGAGGAUAAAAAGAAGCCAAAGAGAGGAUUCAGAUUACGAGAUGAAUACAUAAAAUACAUCUGCUGCUAA